AUGGAGCUGCUUCAACGGAUCCGUAACAUGUGGCAAUUCGCCAACUUGUGUCAAUGGAUAUACAUUUUUGGAGAAGCUAUCGCGAUAAAUGUAUCGAUUGACAUAGAAUAUAUCGAGGCGGAAUGUCUCAAACCAAGUUCACCAGGCCUCGACGAUAUUGCUUUAGCACUCUUGAAAACGGUCACUUCACAUCGCGGUCUUACCCACGAAGCAUUCGACAACCAAGCUCGAAUGCAGUACGUUUUGAGGUCGCCAGAAUCAAAUCCGUUUGGCGACGAAGAUGCCCCCAAGAGCUUUUCUGACCUCGAUGUAUUCACCAAGAUCAAAGUGAUGCAGCAGUUCACCCAGUGGAUCAUGGCCCGGCCGGAGCUCCUCCGAGAGAAAAUGAAAGAACAAAAAGAUACAGAGCAAACAUCAUGGCGAAUCGAGCCAUAUGGGUGGGACAGAGACGAUCGCAUCUAUUACGUCCUUGACGACAAUCGGGUAUAUCGACUUUCAGAAGCCCCUCCGAGCUAUAAACCUCCAAAGCCUAAGCCGGGCCGUGGGUCUCGACGUCCAGGCAAAAGGCGACGCGUAUCCGAAUCGAUCGAUGACACUGCUUCCUCUUUCGAAGACUCGAGGAAAGAUGGCCCCGAAGCCGAGCUGGAAGAUAAUUUUCUUGGAGGCAUGGUUUGGGAGUGUAUUGCCGUGACGCUUGGAGAAGUCCAGAGCCUCAUCGAUAGUAUGGCCUCAUCCCGAGACGAAAAUGAAAAAAUACUCCGACGACAGCUUCGAGACCAUCUUCUGCCUAUUCUGGAGAAACAGGAAGAAGACAGGAUUCGCAGAGAGCUAAAACGCGAAAAGGACUUGCAGACACUUGCCAAGAUGGCCAAUGCCAAACGGUCAAGCAGGAUUGCCCUGAAGGCAGAGCAGCGACAGAAAGAAGAGCAGGAGAGAGUAGAGACCGAACAGCUCCGGGAGGCAGAAGCAAUUCAGCGACGUGAGGAGCAAAAACAAGAGAAGAUUCAGAAAGAGCUUGAAAUGAGGCUUGCAUCUAGAGAGGAACGUUUGAAAAAGAGAGAAGAACGUCGCACCACUCAUGACGAAGACGACACACAAAUAUCUGCGGGCGAAGGCAAUAAUACCGUGGUAGCAGCUGGAAGGCCUCUACCCCAUCAAAUCAAAGCCAGAGAAAGCUCAGAAGGUGUCAAAAACGUGCAAGACGAAGAAGAGGGCUGGGUAUUUGAUUGCUCAUGCGGCUUGUAUGGUCAAGUGGAUGACGGCAGUCACAGCGUCGCGUGCGAGAGCUGCAAUGUAUGGCAGCACAGCAAAUGCCUGAGGAUCAGCGAGGCUGCUGCAGAUCACCCCGACUUCCAUUUCAUCUGCGCCUCAUGCCUUCAAAAAGGGGAUGCCAUUGCAGCGCCGGAAAGCCCCCCACCAGCUAAACCUACAUUUGGAUCCGAACCAGACCUCCGACCUGAAACUACACUCAAAUCUGAGCCUGCACUUGCAUCUGAACCUGCUCUUGGACCUGGACCUACACUUAAAUCUGAACCUAGACCUGGGCCUGGACCUGGACCUGGACCUGAAUCCAAAUUCGAAGAUAAUGUUGGGCAAAACACUUCUUCUACCGCUGCUACUGUUUCUACUACUACCCCUACGGCUGCGGCUACUGCUCCUGCUGUUGCUCCUGCUGUUGCUCCUGCUGUUGUUCCUGCUGUUGCUCCUGAUGUUGCUCCUGAUGUUGCUCCUGAUGUUGCUCCUGAUGUUGCUCCUGAUGUUGCUCCUACCACCAUUCCUACCACAGCUCCCAUUAUCUAAUUGGCAAGCUAUGCAAGGCCGAAACUGAUGAUCACUUUCGAAGAUCGCUAAAAAAGCUCCAUAUCACUAGUUUUGGUGGCCACCUGUUAAAGCUUUGUUCGCAUUCUAUAAACAACCACGGAGGUCUCUUAAGACGGCACAACACUAUUUCUCUCGUCGCGCACAUGAGUACAUCAGCUGCUAAUGCCUCUCUCUCACUAGCCCCAACAAAUGGAGUCCCUCCACUUGAGGAUUGCUUCCAUUCAGAAGGGAUUUUUUGUUGAUUUCACAAGCAGCUUAUCACCUGAUAGACCUUCCCCGAAAGAAUUGGCUGACGAUUGUCUCAAGGCUACAAUGCUCUCAAACCUUUGUUGAUAUCGCUGGUCAAGUGCCUACAAGUAAAAUACUCAUGAAGAUAUUUUUAGAGAUACCUGUCCGUUUGCAAUGGUUGAAAACACAAUAGCCGCUCAAAGGAAGCAACUGG
Trichoderma atroviride IMI 206040 is the source of this 2263-nucleotide messenger RNA. RefSeq lists its product as uncharacterized. The record is from RefSeq and is a predicted model, not a curated record. Gene Ontology annotation, biological process: regulation of DNA-templated transcription. Gene Ontology annotation, cellular component: RSF complex. NCBI's taxonomy places the organism in Eukaryota, Fungi, Ascomycota, Sordariomycetes, Hypocreales, Hypocreaceae.